Messenger RNA from Bacidia gigantensis, 1041 nucleotides. RefSeq lists its product as uncharacterized. The record is from RefSeq and is a predicted model, not a curated record. Bases 1 to 1041 code for a protein of 346 amino acids. Lineage: Eukaryota; Fungi; Ascomycota; Lecanoromycetes; Lecanorales; Ramalinaceae. The transcript has 3 exons.
AUGAUCUUUCAAAGUGGGCGUUCCAUCGCCUGUCUAUCUCAAUUGAAGGUUCAAUGCCUGCACUCCCGCCAGAGCCUGGUCAGCUCGAAGGUAGACCGCGUCGCCGGCGCAAUUGCAUUGCUCUCUCCCUACAGCGCCCUGAGUAGCUACCUCUGCGCGUCUGUAUCAGCUCGAACAUAUGCGGGGCGGCCUGCCUCGCGACCUAAGCAACAUACAGGUCGCUCUACAUCAACUCGUGUACCAAAAGCUGCUUCCAAAAAGCCCGCCGCACAGCCAGCAGCAAAGUCAGCAACAAAGACCAAGAAGGCAACCCCUAAGAAACCCAAAGCUAAACGAGCGCGCAAAGCAAAGCCCAAGUCCAAGUCAAAAGCGAAGAAGACUUUGACCGAAGCCCAAAAAGCAAGCAGAGCGGUGAAAGAGAGAAGGAACCAAAUUCAGAAAUACAAAGCUCAAGCUUUGACGCCGCCUUCCUCAAGAAGUCGAACUACAGCCUGGACGGUGUUUGCCGCAGAAUCUGUCAAAGGGACGAAAGGAACGAAGCCUGCGAUGGCUAGUGCCUUCAAAGACGCUGGUGUAAAAUAUCGGAGCUUCCAGCCUGAGGAUUUAGAGCACUACAAUCAUCUCGCCAACCAGGUCAAGGAGCAAGCUACUCGAGACUACCGGCAAUUCAUCGCGUCCAAGAGCCCGAGCGAGAUCAAGCAGGCCAACAACGCGAGAAGGCAGCUCAAACGCAUCGCGAAGCAAAACAAAAACGCCCGCGUCCCUCCAGCCUACAAAGUCAUGCUCAAGGAUGAGCGCCAAGUGAAGCAUCCUCGCAUUGCCUACAAUUAUUUCUACACGGAGCGCAAUGCUUCGAACGACUACAAAGGCAUGGCAGUACCAACGCGCUCUGGGCUACUAGGCAAAGAAUGGAAAGAACUCAGUGCUAGCGCGAAGAAACCAUACGAGGAUAAAGCUGCUGCUGAUAAUUUAAGAUAUCGCCAAGAAGUGAAGACCGUUCUGGGAGAAGAUGUGCCGCCGCCUAAAAAGGUGACUACAUGA